Momordica charantia (bitter melon) is the source of this 2638-nucleotide messenger RNA. Its product is annotated as WRKY transcription factor SUSIBA2. Lineage: Eukaryota; Viridiplantae; Streptophyta; Magnoliopsida; Cucurbitales; Cucurbitaceae. Gene Ontology annotation, biological process: regulation of DNA-templated transcription. The record is from RefSeq and is a predicted model, not a curated record. Gene Ontology annotation, molecular function: sequence-specific DNA binding; DNA-binding transcription factor activity.
AGGAAAAAAGAGGAAGAAGAAGGAGGAGAAGAUGAGGAAGAAGAAGAAGAAGAAGAUUUUAGGAAGCUAUUUUAAGAAAUAUUACACCUAACAGAAUUUACGCUAAUUUCUAUCUUCCUUCCAAAAAUUUGUUUCUGUUUCGAUUUUGUAGUAUUCUUUGUUUUCUUCUCUUCAAUGUCAUUCAAAUUCCUCCAUUUUCCAGUUGAAGUUAGAGAGAGAGAGAGAGCUCCAUUUUUUUCACUGCAACUGAAGCUCAAUUCCUUUGAUUCAUUGAUUUUUCUUGUGUUUAUCAACUCUUAAUUUGAAGGAAUUUUGAGAUAGAUAAUGUUGUAAGUAUCGAACACUGUGUGGAUUGCAGUUCAUGGAGGAGUACGGCGAGCAGAGAACUCCAACUUCAACCCCUGAUUUUGCCGGGAAUGAGGCUGUACCGGAUUCAGAUGAUAAACGAGCUUCCAAGCGAGGGAGGCCCAAGAUUAACGCCGCUAGGUUUCGUACUACCACUCCUCCUUUGGCUUCGCCGAUUGUUGGAUCUCCAUGCCUCACCAUUCCGCCCGGAAUCAGCCCUAAUCUGCUCUUCGACUCCCCCAUUAUGCUGUUCAAUACACAGGAUGUGCCAUCUCCAACCACUGGCUCUUUUCCCAUAGUUCCAGUAAAAGAUGAGUAUUCAUUGUUGAAUGCUGUAAUGCCUGAAGAUGGAAGUAUCCACGGCAGUGAGGAUUCCUACUUCAGGUUCACCCCUCAGGCGGACCAUGAUUCUCUUCAAGGUCUUUUGAGACUUGAAAAUCAGGAAGCUGACAUUGAUCAUCAAGCCUUUGAAUCAGAGAAAACGCUGAUGGAUUUUGAAUUCCCACCUGAUUUUCCAAAAGAGGCUUCUGUAUUGAAAUAUGAUCUCGCUUCAUCCACUGAUAUUGACCUUUUCGAUGGCAAGAUUGUUAAUGGUAACUGUGACAAUAUGGAAAUUUGUGUUCCUGAUAUAGCUGAUAAUCCAUCAUCUGUACCUGAAUCUUCAAAAAGAGAAGACAUUGGGACACAGCAUCCUUUAGAAGGUGAACAGAAAGGGUCUUACGUUCCUUUGGGAAUGUUAAGGACGUCAGAAGAUGGUUACAACUGGAGAAAAUAUGGGCAGAAACAGGUCAAAGGUAGUGAAUAUCCAAGAAGCUAUUAUAAAUGUACACAUCCUACUUGUCAAGUAAAGAAAAAGGUGGAAAGAUCUCUUGAUGGUCAAAUCACAGAAAUAAUUUAUAAGGGUAAUCAUAAUCAUGCAAAACCUGAUCCCAAUCGUCGGGCAAUGCUUGGAUCAGUGCUAGCAUUGGAUGAUGCUUCAGAAAAUGGUGAAGGUUGUGGAAGCCGUGCCAAAGCUGAAGCUGGGCUGACAUGGAGAAACACUCAAUAUGGGUGGAGUGUUGAUGGUCUAGAAAGGACAUCCUCAGCAUCGGUUCUGACUGAGCUUUCCGAUCCAUUGUUAAAUCCCCAAGGGAAAACUGUUGGGGUUUUUGAAUCUGUCGGAACUCCAGAGCUUUCAUCUACAGUUGCUAGCCAUGACGACGAUGAUGGUGGUGGUGAUGACGAUGAUGAUCACACAACUCAGGGUAGUAUUUCAGUUUGCGUUGAAGCUGAUGAUGUCGAACCUGAAUUGAAACGAAGGCGAAAAGAGGGCAAUUCAAUUGAAACAAACUUGGCUUCAAGGUCUCGUGAGCCAAGAGUAGUUGUCCAAAUUGAAAGCGAAAUUGACAUACUUGAAGAUGGAUAUCGAUGGCGGAAGUACGGGCAAAAAGUUGUCAAAGGAAAUCCAAAUCCAAGGAGCUACUACAAAUGCACGAGUGCUGGCUGUUCAGUAAGGAAACAUGUUGAGAGAGCAUCCGAUAAUCUUAAAUGUGUAAUUACAACAUACGAAGGAAGACACAAUCACGAAGUGCCUGCAGCAAGAAACAGCAAUCAAGUAAACUCGAGUAAUGGCAAUGCACAGCCUUCUGCGUCUCAUGUGCAACCAAGAAACUUGAACAUCCCGAAGUCCGAAACACAAAUUCAAGAUCUCGCCGCCCGGUUUUAUCCGAAACCUGAAUUUAACAAUGACUAUCAGAGGUCUGCCUGUUUUGAUACUUUUAGCAGCGAUAUGAAACUUGGAGCCCCUUCACUCUGUCAAAUGAAGUUCCCUCCAUUACAAAACACCUUGCCUUAUAGCCCCUUUGGAUUAAGUUCAAAGCAUUGCACAACGAGUAUUGCUGGUUCAUUGGCGUCCGUGGUCCCGGACUUCCCGAUUUCCUUGCCAUUGAAUCAAAACCUCUCGGCUGCUGGUUUCGAUUUUACCAAUGGAAGACCAAUACCACCAUUUCAGGUUUUCCUGGCUGGUCAGCAGCUGAGAGACACUGAGAGGUUCCUCACACCCAAACAGGAGCACGACGAUGAUAACAUCUGUGUUCCUUUCCAGCCAAUUGUUGAUAGUACGAACGGAUCUUCAUCAUCAUCAGUCUCAUCAGUUUACCAACAAAUCAUGGGAAAUUUUCCAUAGGCUUUUUUCUUCUUCACACGAUAAUGUAGUAGUAUGGGCACAUUAAAGCUUUUUUCUUAUUGCAUUCAAUGUAAUUACUCUUAUAUUCAUAAUUCAAUGCCCACAAAUCCCAUAUAGUUUCCAUAGUAA